AGAAGGUUGCUUGGCAACCGCCAUUUAACCAAAAAAGAAGAAGCCACUUCCGGUCAUGUCUUAUGUAUUGUUUUGAUUGCAAAACAGCCGACAAGUAACGUGUUUUAUAUUCCAAAAUGAGGAUAUUAGGCUUCUUGAGAACGUCGGGUGUCACCUGGACAAGCUGGAUCCGACAAACAAGUCCAGUGGUCGGCGUGGAAGCUGUUCAAUGUAUGCGCUCAGCAAGGAAGGACUCAUGCCGCCGCAACGCCAACUUUGUAGGUUUUGGAGUAAAGUCAGAGCGGAUGUGCGACUUGAAGAAAGUCAGGUCGUGUAGAAGUUGCUCCACGCAGGCAGUGCGAGUGAAGUGUUGGAGGUGUAAACAUCCUCUUCAUGACUCACCUGUGUUCUUCUGCUCGGCAUGUAAAGUAGUGCAACCUCCUGGUGACGGCGCGUCCUUCUUCAACAUCAUGUCCUGUGACGUCUCAUUCGCAGUGGACACUAAAGCACUGCAGAGAAGAUACUUGCAGCUGCAACGCUCCCUACAUCCUGACAACUUCAGCCAGAAAUCUGUGGAAGAACAAGAGUAUUCCCAACACCAGUCGGCCCUGGUCAACAAGGCCUACAAGACACUGCUGAAGCCUUUGAGUCGAGGCCUCUACAUGCUGGAGCUGGAGGGGAUGCGCAUCGACGAGGGCACGGAUUCCGGGGCGGAUGCUGACUUGCUGAUGGAGCUGAUGGAGAUCAAUGAAGAGCUGGCAGAGGCGCGGACGGCAGAAGAAGCCGAUAAAAUCAGCCGAGACACAAAAGGGAAACUCUCCGUUUUGACGGAGAAGAUAGACGCCGCCCUCCGUACAGGAGAGCUCCACGCUGCCAAAGCACUGCUCGCCCAAAUGAAAUACUUCUCAAACAUUGAGGACAAAGUUAAGGAAAAACUUUCUGACUUGAUGUAAUUGCUAUCUUUUGUGUGUCACUUUGUAUUUUUAUCCACUAAAGGGGUCAUAUUAUGAUUUUUUUCGACAUUUAAAAGACUUCCUUGUGGUCUACAUAACAUGCAAUGGUGGUUCUUUGGUCAAAAUGUUGCAUAGAUUAUGUUUUACAGACCGUUUUCAAGCCGCAAUUUACCGAAAAUUCCAUACAACAAGCUGCUACUUUUUUCCUACGCUUUGACCCUGCGGCUUACAAAACAGUGCAGUUAAAUAACGUUUUUUUUUUUGCGAAUGACCAUAAUGUUUUGUGUUCAAUAGUUUUUAUUAAACCCACGUAGAGGACGAAAA
Entelurus aequoreus (snake pipefish) is the source of this 1256-nucleotide messenger RNA. RefSeq names its product HscB mitochondrial iron-sulfur cluster cochaperone (gene hscb). Gene Ontology annotation, cellular component: mitochondrion. Gene Ontology annotation, biological process: [2Fe-2S] cluster assembly; protein complex oligomerization. The coding region runs from base 117 to 932 and encodes 271 amino acids. The transcript has 6 exons. Gene Ontology annotation, molecular function: ATPase activator activity; protein-folding chaperone binding. The record is from RefSeq and is a predicted model, not a curated record. Lineage: Eukaryota; Metazoa; Chordata; Actinopteri; Syngnathiformes; Syngnathidae.